AUGGCUCCGUCGCUGCAUCAUCACCCUUCGUUCAUUCGCCCUCGAACGAGCGACCGCCCUUCGACUCGCGAUCAGAACGAGAAUGCAAUGAUGGUGCCCAGCCGGACUUCGUCUUUGCAUUCGCGCAUCACUCAGCCGAUUCCCGCCACUUUGGCCGCCAAGCCUACCCAGCGGACCCCAAAGACCUUGACUCAUGCUUACAUGGUCUGUGGUGUUGGCCGCGAGCCUUCACAAUGGGUCAAGGCUCCGCCACCUACUCAAGGAAAGAUUCAGCAUAUGAAGGGCGCUGUCGGCCAGUUUUGGCUGCCAGAGAUUCUGGGAAGCAGUCCCCGCUUGGAGCAAGACAAUGAGAUUGCUCGAUCAUUGCAUUCCGCCAUGAGGGCUUGCUUUCCUCAUGAUGUUGAAAUCUGCACAGGCCGGAGCCAGCCGCAUUGCGUGCAUCAUGCUUUUGUCCUACAGCAGGACUCUUCUCAUACGCUCUAUGGAAUUGCGCUGCGCGUAUGGUCCAGAGCCGAUGAGAAACGAGCAGAGACAAUUCGAGAUCUCCGCAAGCGGACGGAGCCCGACUUUUACGAUAACCCAGACGAGACCUAUUGGAUCCCUUACUGCCUGAGCUUCUUGUCACGCUACCCUCUCUAUAACUUGCUCGGCGACUACCUCAGAGGAAUGUGGAUCCAUUGGAAUAAGGCGACCAAUCUCUUUCACGCCGAAGAAGUCUCCCGUAUCCUCAGUUUCCCAGCACCGCGACUCAAUGAUUUGGUUCGCAUCGAUAUGAAAGACUAUGCCUUGUGCUACCAAUUCCCAUCGUCGCCCACGGGUUUCCAGAACUUCUCCAUGUGGCCCCUUUUCACUUGUCUCUCACUUCCAAAUAUUGUGGGUGUGAUUGAAGCCGCAUUGUCCCCCACGCGACGCAUCAUCCUCGUGAGUCAUUAUCCAGCAAUGCUCACCGUUGCUGCCGAGACCAUUCGAUUCUGCGUGCGAGUAUACGAAUGGAGCGGUCUCUAUGUACCCGUUGUGCAUGCAAGGCAUGCCACGGAGCUGGUACAGGAGCCCGGUCCGUAUAUCCUUGGUAUCACUGCCGAAUGCCGAACAUUGUUCUCUGCGCCGAGCGAUGCUUUGGUAGUUGAUCUUGACCGUAACUUUGUGUUGACAAAUAGCCCACCCACGGCGCUCACCCCCGGCCAGCGAACCAAGAUGAUUGAUCGUCUGACACAGGCGCUUAGAGGCGAUGUUACUCCAGGCGUACCUCAGCACCUGCGGUCGGCUUAUGGCGGAGGAAAGCUUGUCCCGGCGGGUCAAAUCGUGGUCAUGAGGGGCGAAGUGGAGAGUGUUCAAGACCCGUCCUGGUGGGACCAGGAUUCCGUCAUGGCUGUCAUGGAUCACGUGUGCGAAAAGAUGGGCCGAAACACUGGCAUGAAAGCCUUGUUUGGUGGAUCGGUGAAGAAACCCUUGACAACAAAGGUUUCCAUGCGACACCUCAACGAAAUCGUUCGUGAGCGCAACCAAUACUCGCGCGAUGCGGUCGAAGCUUGGCAGGAUUUCAUCAAUCUGAAGGGACGCAUGGACACGGAAUUGUCCAAAGUUAGCAAGCGAAACAAUUUCUUGGUUGAAGAACUUGAGAGCUGGAAGCAACAGUUCCUCAAAUUUCAGACUUUCGCAGAGCAGCUUACCAAGGAGACCCAAGAUCUCAAGGUCAAGAUUGACGGCCACAAGCGUGAGAACCGUCGCAUCACGCUGCUUGUUGAGCAGCAAAAGGAUGAGAUGUCUCGUCUCACUGUCCGUCUCUCUGGUACCGAGAAGCAACGUGAUGAUGCCCUUGAGGCGCUUGUUCUGCAGCAGGAGAUUGCUGAGGAGCUUGAAAGGGAGCGAAAGCGCAACAGGAAAGAGCUAGUCGCUCUGCAGCAAACCAACACUGCGAUUUUGCGUCAGCGUGAAGAAGCUCAGCGGGUUGUCCUACAUUUGCGUAGUUUAAUCGACGGCCAGACCUAUCACAUGGAGCACAUUGUCCGUUCCCUGAACGAUGACCAAGAGCUGAACGACUACGCCGAUGAUGGCUUUGAAGAUGCACCAGAGGAGCUUGGAUCUCCUCAGAAAGAAUCGGAUCAUGUUACAAACAAGCGUGGGAAGCAGAGAGCUGACUCCAAUCCUCCAACGCGGAGCAACAGCCAUGCAAGCACUGCCAGCGGUCGAACGAUCGACGGCGAAAAUGUUUCUCUUGCAAUGGAGGAUCAGCUGCUGAAUGGGCCCAAGUCCAAGCGCCUUUCGCAGAUUAGCAUGGCAGACGUUGCAGAUCGUCAUCUACGGGACAAGACGGAUGCCAUUGCGUACAUUAUUCGCAAUAUUUCUGCGCAAUGUGCCGCUGCCGUUGAAGGCUUGCAAAUGGCUCGCGAUGCUGAUAUGGAGGAGAUAGCCGCUAUCAAGUCGAAGUCUCGACGCGUUAGCAAUGAUGCUACCGAGCUCUCCGUGCCGGGCAGCGAGAUUGGCGAAUCCGAAGAGCGCGACCAAGAGGGAUCUAGCUUUUUGAACGUCGACGACCGCCACUCGAGCAUUCCCCCAACGCCUGAACUUGUGCAUCAUCGCUCGAGUACAGCUUUGUCCAUGGCCAGCACUAACGUGUCCACUAUCCAAGAUCGAAGCAGCCUCCAGUAUAGGAAUGAGGAUGUUCCAACCAAGAUUGUCGAGGACGACGAAGAGCAUGAGCACGAGCAGGAUCAGCACUCUGAUGUCGGCGCCAGUAGUCACUCUACUCUCGGCAUGCUGGCUAAGCCUUCGAAAGAGACUUUGAUUCGUCGCCCAGCUGGUGCCCGCAUUUCGGCACUUGGUUAUGUUUGA
Xylona heveae TC161 is the source of this 2832-nucleotide messenger RNA. RefSeq lists its product as hypothetical. Gene Ontology annotation, biological process: regulation of Rab protein signal transduction. The transcript has 3 exons. NCBI's taxonomy places the organism in Eukaryota, Fungi, Ascomycota, Xylonomycetes, Xylonales, Xylonaceae. The record is from RefSeq and is a predicted model, not a curated record. Bases 1 to 2832 code for a protein of 943 amino acids. Gene Ontology annotation, cellular component: cytoplasmic vesicle.